Molecule: messenger RNA, 3033 nt
Organism: Closterium sp. NIES-67
Lineage: Eukaryota; Viridiplantae; Streptophyta; Zygnematophyceae; Desmidiales; Closteriaceae
Source: the annotation of a GenBank genome assembly
GCGUCAGAUGGUAUUCGGAGUCUCAAGUUACGCUUGGAGCUGGUGAUUUGAGUUAUGGAAACCUUUAUGAGUUGACUACUGACUGAUGACUUCGGGAUAGACUCUGGUAUGGAGCUAUUUUCCAGCCUCAAUAACCGGCUUCUGUGGCGGUGGUCGCACGAGCCGUCACUAGAUUUCUUCUCAGACGUGUUUCGUCGCGGUUAACAUAUUGACUCGCAGAGUAUCCGCAAGCACCGUCACGCAUUAUGUGAACUGCUGGCGCUGCAUCGAGCAGGAGAGCCGAUUCGUCAGCAGGUUGAGGAAAUGGUCGCAGGAGCUUUAGCGGAUUCCGUGUUGUAAAAAGCAAUUCCGUAGAUUAAAGCCCGAAGGUGACGUUAACAGCGCUCCGGGAUUCACGGAAGCCAUGGCUGCAGGAAUCGUUGCGGAUCCCGUCGCCGCGCGAAGCGUCGGACCCGUGGAGUCCUCUCCACUUGGAUGGCCGCUGUAUAGGGGAGAGAAGUUGACACCUGUUUCUCGUGCCACGCCCGACCGCCGUAACUUAUUUAUCGACGCAGGAAGGCGACGCGAUAGGGUUAGGGACGAGCGCGACUGGUCCCGCGAAGGCGGGGCUGGCGAAAGGAGGGUAGCGCCACGUGGCACGCAGGAAGGCGAAGGUCAGCGCAAGCAGUCUCCACGUGGCAGUUCUGGAUUCGGCGGUGCCAACUCAGAGGUUUCUCCGAGGGAGCGGAAGCGGUACAGCUAUCGGGAGUUCAAUCCUCCUACCUCCUUUCCUUCUGGAACCAGCCGCACCACCCCUCCCCCUGCCCCUCCCCCCGACGUCCCUCCGCCUCUCGCUAUCCCCAUCCCCUUCCUCAACUUCCGCCGACGCUCUCGCUCCCCUAACCCCGCGCGCUCCCCCUCCCCCACCGGCGCACGCUCCCGCUCCCGCUCUCGUUCGCGCUCCCCGCACCGGCCCUGGCUCUGGUUUUCCUCCAACGCGGAACACUCUCCGCGCCAACCCCGUUCCCCUGGCCCUGUCCGCGACCCCGCGGCCGGCGCAUCCACCUUCCGCCAAGCAUCUCCCCGCGGGGACCCGCUUCACCAGGACCCUUCCGCCGGAGCUCCCCCCGUCGCCGCCGCUGCAGGCCCCUUUUCCGUGGCUGCUGCGCGGGUGACGGGCUUCUUCGGAAGAUCGCACGUCCGAAGCAGUUCUCCACGUCCGGCCCGAGCCAGGCCGCCCGAGCCUGAGGCGCAGGUAUGGGAUUACCCCGCCCCUGCCACGAGAGAGCUGGUGUCGUUCCGCGACCUGGUGGCGGGCGCGCGAGAGAGGGCGCACGCUAAGGGGCAAGCGGAGAGUGCCACUAACGCGGAUGCGGGGUUGUAUUCAGGCCAGUCGAUGGGCCACCAGCACGCGGAGUCGAAUUCUCGUGAUGUUACAGCGGGUAUUGACGUGGACGAAUCGUUUGUAGAGCCUGUGCUGCGCUCUGACAGGGCAGCCGGAAAAUUGCGCCUGAUUCCGCCACUUUCCGCUUUUAGCAUGCCUGGUGCUGCUGCUGCUGCUGCUGCUGCUGCUGCUGCUGCUGCUGGUGCUAGUAGUGCUGGCAGUGCUGGUGGCGAUGGCAGUGGUGCUGGUGUCAGUGGUGGGCGUGGUGGUAGCAGCGUUGGUGUUGGUGGCAACAGCAGGGGAGGAGGCGUUUCUGGUGGGGCGGAGAGGGAGGAAGCAGGGUGGGAGGAGGAGGGGCCGUCGAGUCAAGAGGAGGAUAACCCCUAUCUGAAGCCCGGGGUUUCUUACUACAGCAGCGUUACGAUCCCAAGGGUGAGGCAGGGAGAGUCGUCCCCGGACGGGAGGCAGGGAGGGGUGUCUCCUGACGGCGGCAGCACUGACAGUCACUUAGACGCAUCCUUCCCCCUGCCUCUGCCGCACACCUACCAUCCCAAUGAUAUCACCUACGGCGUUGAGAACUCGCCGUCGCCCAUCUUGUUCUCCCCGCCCCACCCCUCUCACCCUCACAACCCUGCACACCCGUCGCACCCCGCACACCAUUCGGCACACCACGCCUCUUCAGACCAGGGAGCUGAUCCCUACCGAGAUGACUCCCAGCACUACCAAUCCCUACAGCACGCACAGCAGCAGCAGCCGCAAGCGUAUCAAGGCCCCUCCCAGCAGCACCAGCAGCAGCAGCACGUGCCCCCAGCGGCGUAUCUCCUGCGCAAGACGCCAUCUGCGCUCAACCGCUUCUCCCUGCCGCGGAAGCCGGGGGAAGAGGAGGAGCAAGCCCAGGGCGCGGGGUCCGGGCGCCACGCAGAGAGCGGGGUGGGUCGGUCGGAAACCAUGGCGGGGCGGUCGAGGAGCAAAGGCAGCAGCCGGUGCUGCAGAGGUGGGGUGGAGACAGGUGGCGAGCAGGGGCAGGGACAGCAGGGGCAAGGGCAGCAGUGGGAGGAGGCGAAUGGGCAGUUGGAGAGUGAGGAGGAGGAAGAGGGGGAGGGGGAUGGAGUGAGUGAGGUGCCGUUUCAUGCGAUAGUGGCCGGGUGCAAGGCUGAGGUCGGAUUCGUCUCUCUCCAUGUCGCUAAAGUCACUCUCUGUACCGUCACAUGGGUCAGUCCAGCAACCCCCGUCCGCAGCUGACUCGCAAGCACAAUCCGACUCCUCCUCCCACUCUCACUCGCUCCCUCACUCUCACUCUCAACACUCUCACUCCCACCACUCACACUCGCACACUCUCCAGCCACCCCACUCCCACUCCCACUCUCUCCCCUCCAGCGGCUCCCUCCCCCCGAGCAGCCUGCUGCGCGCCCCCAGCAACGUUCUACCAGCAGCCAGCAACAUCCUGCCGUCCAGCGGCCCUCUGCCCUCUAGCGGCUCUCUCCCCCCUCUCUCCCCGGCUCGCUGCCUACUAGCGGCGCUAUUCCCGCCUCUCUCCCUACCAGCGGCCCUAUUGCCCUCACCCCAUCCGCCCAAUCCGCCCAAUCCGCCCAAUCCGCCUCCUCUGCUGACGUGGUUCCAUCCCUGGUAUCCUUCGUGCCUCUCCCCCUGAGCUCGUACAGCGGGAGCGG